Messenger RNA from Daldinia caldariorum, 963 nucleotides. RefSeq lists its product as uncharacterized. Bases 1 to 963 code for a protein of 320 amino acids. Lineage: Eukaryota; Fungi; Ascomycota; Sordariomycetes; Xylariales; Hypoxylaceae. The record is from RefSeq and is a predicted model, not a curated record. Gene Ontology annotation, cellular component: extracellular region. The transcript has 4 exons.
AUGAAGUUCCUCACUACUGCUGCCAUCACAACCCUCUUCGCGGGCGUCGCCGUCGCUGCGCCCGCCGUCGAGCAGCGCCAGACAUACACCCCCUGCAGCGGGACGUACGGCACCGCGCAGUGCUGCGCGACCGACGUCCUCGGCGUCGCGGACCUCGACUGCGCCAACCCGUCUUCCGUGCCCACCGACGCCAGCAACUUCACUGAUGUCUGCGCGGCCGGCGGCCAGCGCGCCCGCUGCUGCGUCCUGCCUAUCCUCGGACAGGGCGUCCUCUGCCAGACCCCGUCCGGCGUUACCGCUCUACGUGCUCAACGUCUCUACGCACUCUUCAAAAAUAAAUCGAGUUGUUCAAGAGAGCUUAACCCAGAGCUCAUCCUGGUACCCUCGUUGUCCGAAUCCGUCAAACAGGGGUCUUCGCAGCACUCCGCUGCCAGCCCAGCAGCGACAGCUACUACCGGCGCCCCGGUGAUCCUUGGACCGGCCGCGGUAGAUCCGUGGUCCGACCCGCCCGAACUGCUGCUGGAAGACGAUGAGCUUUCCCCGCUAGAAGUGGAGCUCGGGUUGGAGCUGCUGCUCGUCGUCGUGAUUAUUCCUGGGCCCGUUGAAGAGGAUGAGCUCGAGCUCGACGAUGACACCGAAGAGGUAUCCGAUGAGGAGGAGGAGGAGGAGGAGGAGGAGGAAGACGAAGACGAAUCGGUAGAUGAAGAAGAUGAGGAGCUAGUUGACGAGCUGGAAGUGCUGCUACUAUCAGUAAUGGUGAUGGUAAUAGUGUCUUGUCGGGCGACGACCGUAUUAUCGACGCCGAUGUUUGGCUCCGCGAAAGCUAGAGCCGCCGAUGACAUGGCCGCAAGGGCUGUGAGGAGAAGGAGGUUUCCACCGUACAUCGUAGAUAAGUAUCUAAAAAUUCCCAAAUUGCUUAGGUUUAUGGAUAGAUUCUUUAUCGUCGUUUUCUUUUUUACGUAA